UUUAAUAGUCAAGACCCAAAUAUCAUCCUUCCCAUCGUCCACAUUCACCCUCGCCCACCAUCAUCAAUGGACCAUCGAACAUUUCACGGUUCCAGCUUACACCCUUUGACUCUAUUGUUUCUAGACACAGUCACCAUCACGAGCCACUUUUUCUAGUUCAGAUUCCCUCACGCACUCACCCACCGCGUGUCAUAUUCACACACAAUCUCAUAUUUCUUCAACUUCUGCAACUAACAUUUACCACUUGCCACCCUUCAAGAUUCAAAUACCCAUUCAGGGUUUUCUUAAAGUUUCAAUCUUUAUUCGAUUUAGGGCUUCAUUCCAUGUAGGUAUGCUCUUCAAAGUCCAAAGGUUGGUGAAAUGAAUUAAUCUGAUUUUUGUCUUUAUGUAUUGGUGGUUGGUGCUUAGAAUCGUCUUUUAGCUUAAUUAAUCAUGACCCACUAUAACCGGCUUAUGAAAUUGGUCAUAUCUGAAGGGGAAAGUUGACCUUUUUGGAUUUUAGCUUCUGGGUAUGAAUCUUUUUACAGUUUUAUGAGAUGGGUAUUUGUUCUUAAUGAAAAAGAUUUGAUUUUUAUAGAGUAGAACAGGAAAGAUCUGUUUGUUCAAUGAUGUUAGUACAAGAAAGAUUGUUUCUUGAGCAUGCAAAUGUUAAAGAAGAUGGUGUUGUUGGGUACCAACAAUCAUCACCACCAUCAUCUUCAGGUGCUAAAAUAAGCCCUGCAGUUCUGUUCAUUAUAAUAAUAUUGGCAGUCUUGUUUUUCAUAUCUGGUUUGCUUCACUUGCUUGUGAGGUUUUUGACAAAGCACCAGUCUUCGUCGAAUUCCCAACGGUCGAAUCGGUUUCCAGAUGGUUCUCCAUCUGCUGCACUUCAAAGACAGCUUCAACAGCUUUUUCAUUUACAUGAUUCUGGUUUAGAUCAAACAUUUAUCGACGCGUUACCUGUUUUUAUGUAUAAAGAAGUAGUGGGUGCGAAUGAGCCUUUCGAUUGUGCUGUUUGUUUGUGUGAGUUUUCAGAGAAUGAUAAGUUAAGAUUACUCCCAACUUGUAGUCAUGCUUUUCAUAUCAGUUGUAUAGAUACUUGGCUUUUGUCGAAUUCCACUUGCCCUCUUUGUAGAAAUACCCUUUUCGACCCUGGGUUUUCGAUUGACAACCCGAUGUUCGAGUACGAUGAUCCACGGGAACCCGAUGAAAGUGGUAUAAAAACAGUGGAAAAUGAACAGACUCUAGUUGAGAAAGGGGUGUUUUCGGUAAGACUUGGUAAGUUUAGAAAAUUGAGUGAAGGUGAAAGUGAAACAGGCGGUGAGACGAGUAGUAGCAAUUUAGACGCACGAAGAUGUUAUUCGAUGGGUUCGUAUGAGUAUGUGGUAGGCGACACGUAUCUCCGAGUCCCGCUGAGGAGUCGGAGGGAUUUACAAGAUGCAAAAUUUGUGAAAAAUGUUGAACAAAAUGAGCGUAUUGAGGAUCGUACACUUGAUGAAGAUAUGGAAGGGAAAAAGAUAAAUAUUGGUGCAAAAACUGAUAGUUUUUCGGUUUCUAAGAUCUGGUUAUGGUCGAAGAAACGGAAGUUUGCUAGUUCUGAUGAUAAUCAGAUGCAUAAUCCAUCUUCGGUUGACAUGGAAUUACCACGAAUUGGAAGAUUUACAAGAUUUCUGUCAUGGAGAUGAUCAUGUUGUGUACUUUGACAAAAUCUAGUAAUGUUUUGACCAUGGCUGCCAGAUUCAUUCUUGAACAUCCUGAGGACAAAAUCAUCUGUAGUUUCUUCUGUUUGGACGGUUUGAUAUUUGAGUGAUUCGGUCACAGUUUGGCUUUGCCGCUUUGGCAGUUUACCGGUCUGGCCGAUGGUUUGGAAUUUGGAUCCAGUCGUGUAAACCAAACUGAUCGUUUAGCCUUUUUUGCUUAUUUAGUUUUCAUUUUUGGAAUAUGCAGUUAUGUACAUGUAUGAUA
Molecule: messenger RNA, 1944 nt
Organism: Helianthus annuus (common sunflower)
Lineage: Eukaryota; Viridiplantae; Streptophyta; Magnoliopsida; Asterales; Asteraceae
Product: RING-H2 finger protein ATL46
Exons: 2
Coding region: 606-1664 (352 amino acids)
Source: RefSeq, a predicted model, not a curated record